This is a messenger RNA of Prosopis cineraria, 998 nucleotides long. RefSeq lists its product as uncharacterized. Gene Ontology annotation, biological process: mitochondrial respiratory chain complex III assembly. Bases 81 to 539 code for a protein of 152 amino acids. The record is from RefSeq and is a predicted model, not a curated record. The transcript has 2 exons. Lineage: Eukaryota; Viridiplantae; Streptophyta; Magnoliopsida; Fabales; Fabaceae.
GAAGAAGUUGCUCGCGCCCUUAAAUCCUAACGAGUCAGUCUGCCUGACGGAAGAGAGAAUUCGUCAUAGGGAACUGGGAAAUGAGCGGAAAGCUAGAAAUAUGGCGACGUAUGUCAAUCGCUGUCAAAUUCUGUACUCCUUGUGCCUGCUUACAUGGCAAGCGCCUCCUGCACCAAGCCCCAGACACCAUUGAGGAGCUUCUCGAUAGGCAUCUAGUCAAGAAGGAUAAGCCCCUUGACGAUGGAGAAGAAGAAUUGAUUAAUCGGAGGCGACUGACCAGCACUCGCCGUGAAGCACUCAGCCUUUACCACGAUAUUCUUCGCGCCACCCGAUUCUUUAUGUGGCCUGACUCCAAUGGCAUCCUCUGGCGUGAUAUUCUCCGACACAACGCCCGAAAAGAGUUUGAAGAGGCCCGCUUCGAGACCGACCCUGAAGUCGUCACCCGAUUACUUAUCGGUGGCCGUGAGGCUGUCCACUCUGCUCUUGAAAAGCUCGCCAAUCAGAUUCAGAAGGACCGUGGCGGUGGAUAUCAACGCUGACCUAUCAUCUUCUUCCCUUCCCUAUUUCUCAAAAUUCAAUUCCUUAAGGAGUCAUGGCAAUUCUGACUGUUCAAACGAGAACCUAUACAUGAAGCAGGAGUGUUGACCGGGAAACAAAACAAAAAAAGGGGGAAAAAAAACGCGAGUAAAAGAAAGAUAAUAGGAUAUGUAAAUUUGGGGCCAUAUUUGUAAACCGAAUCCAGAUUCUGAAGAUUUGUCAGCCUCGGGUUUCUGCUUUGCUGGUAAAACCGUCUGUUUAUAAGCUAUUUAAUGUGUUGAAUAGCACUAUGUACUUGUUAUUUGGCUAUUCAUUAACAAACGGAUGGCAUGUGUCAAAAGGCAAAACCUCACCAAGUUAAAAACGCUCUAUUGGAACCUUACCUAUUGCGUGUAUAUGUCUCAUACGUCAAAUUUGUAAGCCAUCACCAUAUUUAAUAAAAUUUAAUGAAAUUCUACUUU